Messenger RNA from Trematomus bernacchii (emerald rockcod), 3530 nucleotides. It is a transcript of the gene ppef1, whose product is annotated as protein phosphatase, EF-hand calcium binding domain 1. Gene Ontology annotation, cellular component: nucleus; cytosol. The transcript is spliced from 19 exons. The record is from RefSeq and is a predicted model, not a curated record. The coding region runs from base 470 to 2731 and encodes 753 amino acids. Gene Ontology annotation, biological process: detection of stimulus involved in sensory perception. Lineage: Eukaryota; Metazoa; Chordata; Actinopteri; Perciformes; Nototheniidae. Gene Ontology annotation, molecular function: manganese ion binding; iron ion binding; protein binding.
ACUGGUAUCACCAAUAAUCACAAUUUCAGUGGAUGCACGACUCGAGGCACAGAACAGAGUAGUCAUGGUGAAUAUUACCUGGGGAAUAUUUGUGCUUUGAGGAACAGAAGAGAUAAAUGGAGUUAUAGUGUCGUGUUUGUCUGAGAAUCCACCUGCUGCUGCUCCGCCUCUCGCUGGGCUCUCUCCUCCUCUCUCGCUGGACUCUCUCCUCCUCUCUCGCUGGGCUCUCAGCUCCGGUCUCUGAAACACUUUCCCCGCUGGAUCAUCUUUAAACUCGAACCUGUGGCAGGACAUGUAGAGAAACAUUUUGUGCCGUUUUGACGCAAGUUUUUAUUUUCUAUCAUGAUUUCCGGCUCGCGCGGAUACAAGCUGCAGGUCUCUGGGCAGCAGUCUCUUACCACCAGCCAUAUAUCACUCAGCUUUGGAAAAACUGACUGAUGUGAUCUUCGGGAACUCUUUGUUGGUCAUCAUGGGAUGUGGCACCUCCGUUGCUACGGAGACUCAAGGGAAAAUAGUUGAGCCAGAUGACACAGCUAAGACUCCCUGCCCUGCUCUGACUAUGAAGGCAGCGGUUCUGAUCCAGCGAUGGUACCGGCGCUACAUGGCCCGUCUGGAGAUGAGGCGCAGGUACACGUGGAACAUCUUCCAGUCCAUUGAAUAUGCCGGGGAACAGGACCAGCUACAGCUCUCAAGUUUCUUCAGUUUCAUGCUCGACAACUUUACUCAGCUGAAUGAAAAUGGACCAGACUUGAUCUCUCAGCUGCUGGACCCGGUGGUGGACCCCUGGUUAGGCAGAGAGACGGGCUACAACCUGAUCCCUGUUCCAGAGUCAUACAGCGGACCCCGACUCUCGUUUCCUCUCUCCGUGUCUGAUACCAACUCUCUCCUGGGUGCAUUUAAAGAGCAGCAGACACUACAUGCCAGAUAUGUUCUGCAACUACUGUACGAGACCAAGAAGCUCCUCAAACAGAUGCCCAACAUCACCCACUUGUCGACAUCCUACACCAAUGAGAUCACUAUAUGUGGAGACCUACACGGCCGGCUUGAUGACUUACUCCUCAUAUUUUACAAGAAUGGCCUUCCCUCUGCGGAGACGCCAUAUGUGUUCAAUGGGGACUUUGUGGACCGUGGGAAAAAGUCAGUCGAAGUGGUAAUCCUUCUGUUAGCCUACCUGCUGCUCUACCCCGACUACAUGCACCUGAACCGAGGAAACCAUGAAGACCACAUAAUGAACCUAAGAUAUGGAUUCACAAGAGAAGUCAUGCAGAAAUAUAAGACUCAUGGCAGGGAGAUCCUCCAGCUGUUUCAGGACGUUUUCAGCCUCCUGCCCGUCGCCACUGUCAUUGAUGGAAAGAUCCUGAUUGUUCACGGAGGAAUAUCAGACCAGACAGACCUGGACUUCCUCAGCUCCAUAGAGAGGCACAAGGUAAAAUCCGCCCUAAGGUUUCCUAGACGUAGUUUGGAGCAGCUGGACAUUGAUCAGUCCCAAAGGCAGAUGAAGAGAGGGAGAUCAACGGCCAGCUCCCGUCCCAGCAGCAGUUGCAGCCACAGCAAAAACCAAAGAACUCCCAACCAGAGAAAAAGGCGAUGUGGGCAACGCCGACAGGACAGCACUGUCUCCACCUCCUCCUCCUCAUCAUCGUCCUCGUCCUCCUCUUCACUCUGUUCUCCUCGAACGCCAUCCGCCCUCUCGCCUCGUCCUUGCCCUUCUUCUCCCAGCAUGCCCUGCAAUGUCAAUGUCCUCCAAGUGCCUUUCCUGGACUCCCUGUCCUCUGUCGCCCCUCCUUUACCUCUGCAACAUGAUCUGGAAUGGAAACAGAUAGUGGAUAUUUUGUGGAGUGACCCUAAAACUCAAGAAGGCUGCAGUCCCAACAUAUUCAGAGGAGGAGGCUGCUACUUUGGUCCGGACGUCACCCAGAGACUGCUGACCCGACACGGACUCCAGCUGCUCAUCCGAUCCCACGAGUGCAAACAGGAAGGAUAUGAGCUCUGUCAUGGUGGAAAGGUCAUCACCAUCUUCUCAGCGUCAAACUACUAUGAGGAGGGGAGCAACCGUGGUGCCUACAUCAAAGUGGGCCGAGAACUGGUUCCCCGCUUCUACCAGUACCAAGUCAGCCGCACAACACGCAAACUCACCCUCACACAGAGAGUACGAGUUGCUGAAGGCUCCGCUCUCAAGGCCCUGAAGGAGAAGCUGUUCUCUCACCGCUCUGAGCUGCUGUCAGGCCUGCAGCAGUACGACCACAAAAACACCGGUAAUGUAUCAGUCAGUGAUUGGGCUCAGGUGUUGGAGUCUGUCCUGAGGCUGGACCUGCCCUGGAGGACACUUCGUCCUCACUUAGCCCGUCUGGCACCAGAUGGCAGUGUGGAGUACAAAUCCUGCUUUGAGGACAUGGAAUCAGGGAUUCCUCUGCCUCAGGUGACACCAAACAUGGCUGAGACCCUUUUCAGAUACAGGACAGACAUUGAGAUAAUAUUCAACAUUAUAGACAAAGACCAUUCAGGUCUGAUCUCCAUCGAGGAGUUUCGUCACACCUGGCGUCUCUUCAGCGCACACCUGGGGGUCGACAUCGACGACAGAGCCAUCGAUGACCUCGCCCGAAGUAUCGACUUCAACAAAGACGGCAGUAUAGACUUCACUGAGUUCUUAGAGGCCUUCAGAGUGGUACACAAAUUGGAAAAUAAGGAUCAGCAACUCAACGAAAAAAUGGAUGGAGACAAGUAUUCAUGAAGGAGGGAAUCUGAAUAAUACACUGGAAGUCUUGCAUGGAACAGCAGGAGGGAAGGAGGGGGUGUGGCAAAUAUUGAAUUAUUAAGUAUUUAUUCAGUUGUUGAAUGAAAAAUACACAAUUUGAAAACUAGAAUGGCUGUUAUUUGGUGAUGUACCUUACCGUUAUUGGUGCAUUCUGUCAGUCGUAGGAGUCGUUGUUUAGGAUCCUUCCAUCCACCUUUUUGAUUUAAAAUUGAAAUAUUUCAACCAUAAUUUGAAGGAUUUCCUUGAAUGUUUGCGAAGACAUAUAUGUUUCCCAGACGAUAUGUUUCUAAGACUUCCUCUGACAUUCAUCUUGCAGCAGGCAAACGUUUUCAGAACAUUCAUUCAUAGUUUUACAACAAUGAUGCUUAAUUACUAAUGGGGAUUUAUCCUCUUUUAAUCUAGUGCCACCAGCUGACUUGUUGUAUUGUUUUGACAUGUAAUAGCUGGACAAACUUUAGAUGGAUGGAAAUGUAACAGUAUUUAGAAUGAUUAUGGUAUUCUGAUCUUCACUUAUAUAACACUUUCAUCCAAAGAAGAUUUACAAUUAGCUUUUUAAGUAUAGUUUAAUUUAGUACAGCUCUGACAGCCUUUGCAGAGUUGUGAGAAACAGGUGUUCAGCAGGAGUACCAGUGUGCUGCCACGCUCUGUAGUAUUACAUGUAUUGAUGCCUGACGGCUUCAACAGUAUGAACAAUAGAGACAAUCCCGCUAUAUGGUGUCGGGAAGUGCAUGUUCAGUUGUUAACCAAGAGAGAAUAAAAUACUUUUUUGAACUAA